AUGUCAAAGACUGCCGCCAUCGAAAUGGCGGCUGUUGCUGGACUGAGCCUUAUCCUUACCCACCUUCGCGACCCGGGCCGCACCUCGAACUUUGAGAUUGGCGAGCUCCUUGCCACUACUUUGAGCGCUGGCGAGAAGCUGAUCGCCGUCGGAUACGGUGAUUCUGACACCUGCGAUGGCGUCGCCAGAAUGCUGCAGACGCUUGGCGCUCAGCUUGUAGAUGAGGAUGGACAUUCACUUCCUAUCGCCGCAGGAGGCAAAUCCCUUCUUCGUCUGAGAAACAUUGAUCUUGGCAGUAUCAACAAGCGCGUCAAGGAUGUCACCAUCAAUGUUGCUGUCAACUGGUACAACAUGUUGCCCGGCUCCGAUGGGGUUGCCAGAGUCUUUGCUGUGCAAAGUGCGCCAGUGCUCUGCAGAUGGAGCGGCUUUCUGCAGCGAUAG
Messenger RNA from Colletotrichum orchidophilum, 441 nucleotides. Its product is annotated as glycerate kinase. Lineage: Eukaryota; Fungi; Ascomycota; Sordariomycetes; Glomerellales; Glomerellaceae. The record is from RefSeq and is a predicted model, not a curated record. Gene Ontology annotation, molecular function: glycerate kinase activity. The transcript has a single exon. Bases 1 to 441 code for a protein of 146 amino acids.